GAUGAAGCUGUAGAACACCAAAGCCUGGGAGCUAUAAGGAAACCAAUCAAGUGUGUCAGUUCUGUCAACUGCGUUUAGUAUUCGCUGUCUGGAGAGCCAUCACAAGGAACACCAAUAGUCACAUCAUAUGACCCGUCGCUUGCGUGGCUCUACUUCCAACCCUACCCUACGCGAAUGGGAUACAUUGACCUGCACGUUAGGUUUCUCUUUUUUCUCCUUCCCUCCAUCACAUCAUACCAUCUACCCAUUUCUCAUCACUAGGCUUUUUCUCUUGAUUACUUCGAGGGAUUACGACUCAGGAGUCAACUCCCACUCGAUCAUGAUCAAAACGUGUUCAUCAUCUUCCUCUCGUCGCGAGUGUUUCAAGCCAACCAGAUCAUCGUCACCUGCAAGAGAAGAAAAAUCAAAAUAUGUCGACCAUCUUUACCACCUUCGCGAGCGUUGUUAUUCGAUGAUUAACAGAAUCAUGUAUACUCGUCCAUCAGGGAGCUUGGCGCCGAAAUGCGUCAUUGAGGGUCAUUUCAAAAUCAUUUGGAGCCUUGCCUGCUUGGGCACCAGUUUGGCAGUAUCUCCGGAUGAGACGAUGGCUGUGAGCGGAAGUCUGGACGGCCGACUAUGGCUGUGGAACAUAAAGAAGGGCAGGAUGGUUGGCGAUCUGUGGGAGGGCCAUAAUGGUCAAGGGAGGUGCCUCGAUUGGUCUCCUAAUGUCCUAGAGAUAGCAAGUGGAUCGACCGACAGCACCAUAUGACGCUGGAACUCGGAUACUGGUCGACAAAUAGCACCACCAAUAGAGACCGGCCAAGGGAGGGUUUGCGCUGUCAGAUAUUCUCCACAAGGGGAUGAAUUCACAAGCGGCGGGAAGGACAAAGUAAUCUACG
Molecule: messenger RNA, 878 nt
Organism: Suillus fuscotomentosus
Lineage: Eukaryota; Fungi; Basidiomycota; Agaricomycetes; Boletales; Suillaceae
Exons: 2
Coding region: 128-748 (206 amino acids)
Molecular function (GO): protein binding
Source: RefSeq, a predicted model, not a curated record